AUGGCGAAAUCCGUGCGGGACACGGCCGUGGUGCCUCAGUCAGAGGGCGACGGCUUCCAGAACUCAUACGACGACGAGGACUUUUGGACGCGCAACGGCCUCAAUGCCAAGUCGUUCCAGAAGAAGCACUACGGGCAUGGGCUCGUGGAGCUGGACCGGGCGAUGAAGACGCGGCACUUGCAGAUGAUUGCCAUUGGCGGCUCGAUUGGCGCUGGGUUCUUUGUCGGUUCGGGCGGUGCCCUGGCUAAGGGUGGUCCUGCUUCGGUUCUCAUCUGCUUCCUCGUCGUCGGCUUCAUGGUCUUCAACGUCGUCUUUGCUCUUGGCGAGCUCGCCAUCAUGUACCCCGUGUCCGGCGGCUUCUACACCUACGCAACCCGCUUCAUCGACCCGUCCUUUGGCUUCGCCGUCGGCUGGAACUACUUCUCCCUCUGGUUCGUCGUCUUGCCACUCGAACUAACAGUCUGCUCCCUCGUCAUCCAAUACUGGAACCAGGAUAUAAGCGUAGGCGUCUGGAUCACCAUCUUCUGGGUCGCCAUCAUCCUCAUCAACAUCUUUGGAAGCAUUGGCUACGCCGAGGAAGAAUUCUGGUCUUCCGUCAUCAAGCUUGCUGCGACGAUCGUCUUCAUGAUCAUCUGCUUUGUGCUUGUGCUUGGCGGCGGUCCUUCGGAUGGCAGGUAUUCCGAAUACGUGGGAGCAAAGUAUUGGCAUAAUCCUGGAGCGUUCCGCAACGGGUUCAGGGGCUUCUGCUCAGUGUUCGUCACCGCAGCCUUCUCCUUUACCGGCACUGAACUCGUCGGCCUGGCGGCGGCAGAGAGUCGCAACCCGGUCAAGUCCCUGCCCAGCUCCAUCAAGCAGGUGUUUUGGAGAAUCACCCUCUUCUAUGUGCUCGGCCUCUUCUUCGUCGGCCUUUUGAUUCCUGCAGAUGACGAGAGAUUGCUGUCCAGCGCCGCUUAUACCGACGUCAAGGCUUCGCCGUUUGUCCUCGUCGGGCUCUACGCCGGCCUGCGCGGCUUCGACCACUUCAUGAACGCCGUCAUCCUCAUCUCCGUCAUCUCCAUCGGCGUGUCCAGCGUCUACGGCGGCUCCCGCACCCUGACGGCCAUGGCGCAGCAGGGAUACGCUCCCAAGUUCUUCACCUACAUUGACCGCUCCGGUCGAUGCCUCCCCUCUACCAUCCUCAUGCUGCUCACCGGCCCGCUUGCCUACAUCAACCUCAGUGCUUCGGGACCGACUGUCUUCAACUGGCUGCAGGCGCUUUCCGGUCUGGCUGUGCUCUUCGCUUGGAUGGCCAUUUGCCUGGCGCAUAUCCGGUUCCGUGCGGCGUGGGCCUAUCACGGACACUCUGUGGAGGAGAUUCCCUUCAAGGCAAUCUUUGGCGUUGCGGGAUCGUGGAUGGGAUUGAUCAUCUGCUUCAUCGUCUUUGCUGCUCAGCAUGGGCUCAACGAUGCCGAGGGCUUCUUCCAGGCCUACCUCGCUCUCCCCAUUGUCCUGGCAUUCUGGCUCGGCGGAUACAUCUGGAAGCGGACUGGCUGGUUGAGGCUGGAUCAGAUCGAUGUCGAUACCGGCCGUCGCGAGCUGGAUUGGGAUGAGAUCCGCGCAUACCGGGAGUUUGUGGCGUCUCAGCCUUCCUGGAAGCGCGUGUACUAUGCUCUGUUUGAGUAG
This is a messenger RNA of Trichoderma reesei QM6a, 1662 nucleotides long. RefSeq names its product amino acid transporter. The transcript is spliced from 4 exons. Gene Ontology annotation, cellular component: membrane. Gene Ontology annotation, biological process: amino acid transmembrane transport. The record is from RefSeq and is a predicted model, not a curated record. NCBI's taxonomy places the organism in Eukaryota, Fungi, Ascomycota, Sordariomycetes, Hypocreales, Hypocreaceae. Gene Ontology annotation, molecular function: amino acid transmembrane transporter activity. Bases 1 to 1662 code for a protein of 553 amino acids.